GCAGAGAGACACCUUCGGGCAGCGCCGGGAGCCGAGGGGGACUGGACGGAGAGAGCGCCGGGCGCGCCGGCUGUGGAUUGCUGCGGGGAGCUUGGCUCGACGGCAGCGCCGGGAAGGCGGCGGCGGCGGCGGCGGCGGCGGCGUGCGGAGGGGAGGCUCGCCGGCGGGGCGCCGCGUCCUGCCUUCUCCUCUCGCCUUCGCCCUCCUGGGGCCCGGGCGCCCGAGCCAUGGCUUCCAGCUACGCGCACGUCCUGGAGAGGCCUCCGCCCGCCCUGGCCGGCCGCCUGGAGAGCCCCGGGCACCUGGACAGCCUGCAGGCCAAGAAGAACUUCUCCGUCAGCCACCUGUUGGAUCUCGAGGAGGCCGGCGACUUGGCGGCGGCGCAGGCCGACGAGGGCGUCGGGGAAAGCGGCAGGAGCCUGCUGGAGUCGCCCGGGCUGACCAGCGGCAGCGACACGCAGCAGCAGGACGGUGACCAGUUGAAUUCAGAAGAGAAAAAGAAGAGAAAACAGAGAAGGAACCGAACCACCUUCAACAGCAGCCAGCUGCAGGCACUUGAGAGAGUCUUUGAGAGGACGCACUACCCGGAUGCCUUUGUACGAGAAGACCUCGCACGCAGGGUCAAUCUUACUGAAGCCAGGGUUCAGGUGUGGUUUCAGAACAGGCGGGCAAAGUUUCGCAGGAAUGAGAGAGCCAUGCUGGCCAACAAGAACGCAUCCCUCCUCAAGUCCUACUCAGGAGAUGUGACUGCAGUGGAGCAGCCGAUUGUACCUAGACCAGCUCCAAGACCCACUGACUAUCUCUCCUGGGGGACCGCCUCUCCAUACAGGCCUCAAAGUAGCUUCGAACAUCACUUUCCUCCAUUUUCUCACAACAACAACCCUCUGAGCAGUGCUAUGGCAUCCUAUUCGGCCUCCUGCACCAAUGCCAGCCCUGCCCAGGGCAUGAAUAUGGCCAACAGCAUUGCCAAUCUGAGACUGAAGGCAAAGGAAUACAGUUUACAAAGGAACCAGGUGCCAACAGUGAAUUAGAGACAGCGGCGAGAAGCGACACCCCAGAGGCGGCCAUCUUGUUUUCGUAUUGGAUUCAUAUCCAGAACACGAGUCAGAACCAAACAAACAACCCUCCCCACCCCCAGCAUUGGAAAUAAAAACAGGAUCCAAACUGAAGAGAAAAUGGCUUCCAGCGUAACUCUCCCACCCCCCACAAAAUAUCACCACAAAGGGCAGCCGAACCAGCUGUCUUCAGUGAAGGAUACCAAGACACUUUUUCAUCCUGGAAAUGACUGCAGAUCAAACCACACCAAUUCUGCUCUUGAACUUCUCUUCCUCCCUCCUGCACCUUGAGUUUCUCUGUCUGCCAUGGACCUUUUCUUUUCAGGCCUUCUAAGAAGGAUUUCCAAAGCCUUCCUUCAUCCUCCAAAGCAGGAAUGGUUCAAUAUUAGCAUCCAAGUUUUUAUAUCCUUUGUUGCCUAGAUUUUUUUUCUUCUUGUUACCUAUUUGAAUCCAAAUUUUGGUUUGGAAAGGCUUUGGUCAGACAUAACACCAAAACAUAGUUUAAUGUUAGCUAUGGUUAGUUUGUGAAGCCAGGAUUUGGCUUGCAGAAGUCCGUUCGAACCUUGCUUUGUUGUGGCACUGGUUUCCUUGCUUUGCUCAUUUCCCAGCCUUCCCCACAGACCUGGUUGGCAUCUUGUCUUGUAUUAUGGCAAGUGUGUUGCCAGGGACCAUGCCAGGAUGUCUGCGUUAGUAUGCCGUGUGAUACCAUAGUUUAAUUAACCCACUUCAAAUCAUGCAUUCAGAUACUGGUUUGAUGUACUGUAGAUAACCAUAGUGGAAUGACUCACAUUUUGAAUGAUCACACUAACCAUAGUUAAACUAAAGCAGUGAUCCCCAAAUUGGUGCUCCCUAUGCACCAGUGUGUUUCCUGACAUCCUCUUUGUGCUUCCCCAAAGCAUCUUUUCCUCGAAACAAAGAGCCAAUCCUGGCUUUCUUUUACUUCAUCAGGGUAGGUGUUUCUGAAGAGCCCAAGGUGCAUUACCUCUGGGUUUGCAGGAAGCUCCCAUUAGGGAAUAGCGGCCUCCAUCUUAAGAGGAUGCUUAGCUUGGAAUCUCCCAGUGUUCUGUGAUUAGCCUUAGUUCCCAUGGUAGCCAUUUUGUGGUUGGCCAUACUCCCUCCAUGGCAGCCAUUUUGUGGUUGGCCAUGCUCCCUUCAUGGCAGCCCUUUUGUGGUGGCACAUUCACUACCUGUUUUCAAAAUUCCAGAAGCCCCCACAGGUUCAGUAAUAUCAGGAACUCCUGAACAAAACCAUGGGUUAACAUGCUGGGGUUGGACUAGAUAACCCUAGAGGUACCUCCCAACCCUAUGAUUCUAUGAUGUCUACCAAACCCUAUUCAGAUGAGACAAUUGCUGAUGUGCUGGUUGUAGGACAUGAACACUAAAUCUAAAAGGGAUUGUUUAUUUUAUAGCAGCUUCUAUUGACGCAGGAAUGUACAGGUUUCCAGUUUGUACAGAAUUCUUCAACUUGAUGAGAGCUGGCAAGGAUGGUACGACUAAGUGUUCUGUAUAUUUUUACAGCAUCUUGGAAAAGCCAAAGACGGGUGAAGCCCAGAUUUGCAGGUAUUGACAGUGGAAAUAAGUUUUCAGCACAAAGAGUGGAGGCCAAAUCCAGCUUUAGUCACACGGCAUGUGGUCAUGUCUGGCAUGCUGAAGCAGUUUUUCUUUGGAAAUAGCAGCCAUCUGAGAUUCUGAUUUGGAUGGAGGCUGUCUCAAACUGGGGGGGGGGGAUCUUUCCUCUCACAUCAUUUUGGCAAAUCCACAGAGCUUCUAUUGGGACAAAUGUGCAAGUAUUCUGUUGGUUGCUUGCCUCUUUUCCCCCGAAAUAAAAAACACUAAGGCUGAAUCCACACACCCGGUGAGCGUCCCAGCGUUGCGCUAAAUGUUCGCUAAACACCUGAAAGUGUAGCGUCUUUCUAGCGCGAUUCAGAAAUUGCGGAUUCAGCCUAAUUCUACAGGCCCAUUUCAAAGCGUGAAAAUGGUGUUGAGGGAAAACGAUUAACCCCCCCACCCCCGUUCCCUGCACCGUGGUCCUGAUCAAAAUUGGGUCUUCAUCGCACACACUUAUUAUUUAAAAAGAAAAUACUCUUGGACCUCUGUGUAUUGAGAUCCAAAGAUUACAUGUCCCAUUGAAUGGUCAAGCAGUGCAAUCCUAAGCACGUUCUCUCAGAAGUUAGUUUCAUUGUGCUCAGUGGGACUUACUUCCAAGAAAGUGUGCCUAGGACUGCAGCCUGACCCUAUAUUCCAUUUGUGGUUCCACUUAACUUUCUUGCUAAUUUUUCUUUCAUGCCAUAAUGUUGUCCAGAAUCAUUUGUUUUAUAUAUACUGUAUAUAUUUAUAUAUAUAAGAUAUACAUGCAAGCUUUGUGGGUUUUCGAUUUUUUUUAUUCAACAAAAUAAAAAUGAACAGAAAGCACACUGGA
Messenger RNA from Eublepharis macularius, 3474 nucleotides. It is a transcript of the gene PRRX1, whose product is annotated as paired related homeobox 1. NCBI's taxonomy places the organism in Eukaryota, Metazoa, Chordata, Lepidosauria, Squamata, Eublepharidae. Bases 228 to 1031 code for a protein of 267 amino acids. The record is from RefSeq and is a predicted model, not a curated record. Gene Ontology annotation, molecular function: DNA-binding transcription factor activity, RNA polymerase II-specific; DNA binding. The transcript has 5 exons. Gene Ontology annotation, biological process: regulation of DNA-templated transcription.